Messenger RNA from Arachis stenosperma, 1587 nucleotides. RefSeq lists its product as uncharacterized. The transcript has 11 exons. Bases 1 to 1587 code for a protein of 528 amino acids. Lineage: Eukaryota; Viridiplantae; Streptophyta; Magnoliopsida; Fabales; Fabaceae. The record is from RefSeq and is a predicted model, not a curated record. Gene Ontology annotation, molecular function: DNA-binding transcription factor activity.
AUGGAUCGUCCCUCUGAUGAUCUAGAAUCUUCCAAGAACAAGAACAAUAAUAAUAAUUUUGGAUCCUUCAAUCCCAGCAUCAGCAAUGAAGUAGAAAAUUCAUCUCCAUCAAAGCAUCAUCAUGAGCAUGAUCAUGAUCUUAAUGAUGAUGAUUACUUUCUUGGUGAAUCGUACACACCAGAGCUUGUUCUGUCACCAGAAACCCAAUCAAUCUUAUUAAGUGGCCUACGUAUUGGAGACGAUGGUGAUCUUCUUGAAGAUCUUUGUGAAAACAACUUCGAAUUUAAUGUGGAAUCAUCACAAGAAUGGAUAGAUAGCAAUUUGUUUGCAGAUGAGAUUCUAGGAAUCGAACCUUCCCUUGAUCAUUAUUAUUCACCCUACCCCACGGGUAAUGAAGAGGACAUUGACCUUAUGGAAACAGUGCAAUCUAAUGAUGAAGUGAAUAAUAGCGACCUUGUAAUAAUUGAUGCACCAAUUCAGGAAGAGGAAGCACCAAACUUCAAGUUGAAGCCUUUUGGUCUGCAUUUGAAUAGCCUCAUAAAAUCUACAAAAAGGGUUCAUCCUGAGACACAUGAAAAUGUUGUAGUUGGGAGUAGUAGUAGUAAUAAUAAAAUAAAAAGCAUUUUGAUCUCACAAGGUAGCAAUGGAAAAUCAGUAGUAAGAGUUGUUGUUGAUGAGACUCAGAGCCAUCAAGACACCACUUCCAAUGAUUGUGUUCUCAUUUCUCAUGAUCGUAACAAGAGAAUAAUCCAAGAGAGUAGUGAGAGUAACAAUGGUUGUACAUGUAAGAAGAGUGCAUGCUUGCUCCUAUACUGUGAAUGUUUUGCUGCUAAAGGUUAUUGUGCAGAGUGUUGUACUUGUGAAGGAUGCUUAAACAGACAAGAACAUGAAGAUAAAGUUAAUGAUGCUAGGGACAAAAUCAAAUCUCGUAAUCCAUUUGCAUUUUCUCCUGAGAUGGUUCCACAACCCACUCACAUUCCAUCGGCUAGUAACCAAGAAGAAGAAGAUGAAGCAGCCAAAGAUACAUCAAGAGAAUCGAAACCAAGUAAAUUCUUCACUUAUUUGCCACGUGUCGGUUUAGUAGAAUCAAACACCAUCAGCACUAAUUCUACAAAACAUGAUGCUGAUGAUGACAACAUUUCUAAAGAGAAACUUAACCAAACUGGUGGAGGAUACAAAAAGCAUGCAUCAAACACAAGUGAUGGUAAAAGAGGAUGUACAUGUAAGAAGAAUAAAUGUGUGAACCUUUAUUGUGAAUGUUUUCGUGCUGAAAUCUACUGUUCUGAGGCUUGUGCUUGCGAAGGGUGCUUAAAUAGAGAAGAACAUUUACACAAAAUUAAUGAAGCUAAGGAAUAUAUCAAAAGGCGUUAUCCAUUAGCAUUUGCUCCAAGGAUUGUUCAAACUCAUCUUUCCUCCCCCAAUAAUACGGAUAAUGAAAAUGUUAAGACAGCAUCAUCAUCAGCAGCAGCAAGGCACAAAAGAGGUUGCAGAUGCAUAAAGUCAAAUUGUAUGCAGAAGUAUUGUGUAUGUUUUGAGAUUCAGGUCAUUAGCAAGAUGCAGAAAUGGAUGGCAAUGAAGAGCAAAUAG